GCCUACACAGGUUUGGGGCGUCUGCAAGCAGGAGCGCCCAAAACUUGUUCUUAAUUUGCAGAAGCAUCAGUUUUCUCAUCAUGGGAAAUAGCAGAAUGGCCUCCCAUUUACCUUUGGUAUCGCUUUUUGUUGUGAAUUAGCUGUGUGUGUGGCGGGUGGCCCGCCAUCGGCUCCUUGGUGCUCUGGCCUCCCAAGGUCUCCCCCUGCCCUGGGGUUCCCGAGGCCCCUCGUGGGGUCCAGCUUUCAGGCGCUGUAGGUAAAGGACCCCUUUCUCCUAACCUUCAGUUUCAGCUCCACGGUCUCCUGCGGCCCUGGGCGGAUUGCUCAGCUAUCUGCCCGUCAGCACCCUCUCAGAGAGGAAUGUGCAGUGCUGCCGUGAUGUCAGAGGGGCCCGGGAGAAGGCCCGGGCCAAACCCAGCCUGUCACUCGUGCCUCACAGCAGAGUGGCCGAUAAGCAGAGACAAAGGCUCACAGCGAGCCUGCCUGGUGCUCGGGCUCCCCGCACAGCGCCGCGAUCCCUGAGGGUGGGCACCGCGGGGCGAGGCUGGAAGCUAGCGAGAGCAAUGGACUUGCAGACACCGCGGCCCGCGUGAGAACCAGGGCUCUGCGGCUCUUCCCGCUGUGCGCCCUCGUCCCGCCUGCCCAGGACGUCAGGAGCCUCCAGGGAGCGCGUGGGGGCCCGGGGGCUGCCGCUGUCCGUGUCAGGCAAGGCCUGCUCGACCGCCAUGGACAGGAAGCUUAACGUGCUGACUGAGAAGGUUGACAAACUCUUGCAUUUUCAAGAAGAUGUCACGGAGAAGCUGCAGUGCGUGUGCCGAGGCCUGGGCCACCUGGAGCAGGGCCUGCACCGCCUCGAGGCCUCGCGAGCCCUGGGCCCCGCUGCGGCCGAGCCCACGCCCCCAGGUGGCACGCAGGCCGGGUGGCCGGAGGUCGUGGAGCUGGUGAGGGCCGUGCGGCAGGACGCUGCCCAGCAUGGCGCCAGACUCGAAGCCCUCUUCAGGAUGGUGGUGGCCGUGGACAAGGCCAUAGCUUUGGUGGGGGCCGUGUUCCAGCACUCGAAGGUGGUGGAUUUCAUCAUGCAAGGGACUGUCCCCUGGAGGAAAGGAAGCCUGGCCGACACCGACACCGAGGGCCCUGCCGAGAACAAAGAGAGAGUGGAAGAGAAAGGAGCGAGACCGAAGCGUGCGCUGAGCAGCAGAGCUGUGCAAGCUGAGCUCGGGGGGCCUUGGGGAGAGAGCCCAAAGGCUGACCUGCUCGAGGGGACAGUGGAGAGACCGCCCCCCAUCAGCACGUCAGGAGUGGGAUCUGAUGUCCUCACCCAGCCGGAGGCCCAGCCAGGGCAGGGAGACGGAGUUCCUGGCCUGGACCAGGUGCCCCCUGGCCACCUGCUGCCACCCAGAGAGGCAGAGGCUGAAGCUCCAGGGGCAUCUGGCGAGAACCCUGUGCCUGGCCUGGAAUUGCCUGCAGCACCCACCAGGGUCAGUGAGGCCCCCGCCAGUCAGGAGGCUGCACCAGGACAAGGAACUCCGUCCAGCGGGCCUGACCCUCGGCCCUCAGAGGAGGGCGUGAAGCUGACUGCAGGGCCGCCAGCCCAGCCCACGGCAGCUCCCAGCGGUGGAGAAACGCGUCCCAAGAUCUCCAUCCACGUGCAGGAGACGGAUACUCCUGGGGAGCUGCUUGUGACACGAGGGGGCAGCCUCACACCCACAUCCCCUGUGGAGGCGCCAGCGGCUGCCCAGGCAGGCGAGCAGGACCCACCUGGGCCCAUGUGCUGCUCCCAGGCCCCUGGGACUGAGUCGGGAAAACAGAUCCCAAAAGAAGCCAGCGAGAUUUCCCCACUGCGCGAGCCGAGCGACAGUGGGGGAGCAAAGGCCGAGGAGAAGCAGCGGCCUGUGGCCGACCCCGCCCUGGGACCAAGCGGGGCCAGGAAGGACAAGGGAGACGACGAUGCCGGGGCCCCAGGCCCAGGAGCAGGGAACCAGAAGCCUGGGCCGGACUGCACCGCCGCCGGAGGCCUGGGCAGAGCCGAGGCUGGGAGGAGGACGCCCCUGGGAGCCGAGGCUGGCAGCGUGGUUCUGGAUGACAGUCCAGCCCCACCAGCCCCUUUUGAGCACCGGGUGGUGAGUGUCAAGGAGACGUCGACCUCAGCGGGCUACACAGUGUGUCAGCAUGAAGUCUUGGGAGGAGGCCGGUUUGGCGAGGUCCACAGGUGCACGGAGAAGUCCACAGGCCUCUCGCUGGCGGCCAAGAUCAUCAAAGUGAAGAGCGCCAAGGACCGGGAGGAUGUGAAGAACGAGAUCAACAUCAUGAACCAGCUGAGCCACGUGAACCUGAUCCAGCUCUACGACGCCUUCGAGAGCAAGAACAGCUUCACCCUGGUCAUGGAGUAUGUGGAUGGGGGUGAACUCUUCGACCGGAUCACAGAUGAGAGGUACCACCUGACCGAACUGGACGUGGUCUUGUUCACCAAGCAGAUCUGCGAGGGCGUGCAUUACCUCCAUCAGCACUACAUCCUGCACCUGGACCUCAAGCCGGAGAACAUACUGUGUGUCAAUCAGACAGGACACCAAAUAAAGAUCAUUGACUUCGGGCUGGCCAGAAGGUACAAACCUCGGGAGAAGCUGAAGGUGAACUUUGGGACUCCCGAGUUUCUGGCCCCGGAAGUCGUCAACUACGAGUUCGUCUCGUUCCCCACGGACAUGUGGAGCGUAGGCGUGAUCACCUACAUGCUACUCAGUGGUUUGUCCCCAUUUCUAGGGGAGACAGAUGCUGAGACCAUGAACUUCAUUGUGAACUGUAGCUGGGAUUUCGAUGCCGACACCUUUGAAGGGCUGUCCGAAGAGGCCAAGGAUUUUGUCUCCCGGCUGCUGGUCAAAGAGAAGAGCUGCAGGAUGAGUGCCACACAGUGUCUGAAACACGAGUGGCUGAAUAACUUGCCUGCCAAAGCUUCAGAAUCCAAAGUUCGUCUCAAAUCCCAGCUAUUGCUGCAGAAAUACAUGGCUCAGAGGACGUGGAAGAAACAUUUCUAUGUGGUGACUGCUGCCAACAGGUUGAGGAAAUUUCCAGCUGCUCCCUAAUGCUCGCUCUGCUGCUCCCACGGGCGAUUGAGACCAGUGGUGAAGUGAUGACUCAAGGUUUUAAAUAAUCUGGCCUUUUACUAAUAUUGGUUCCACUGAUUUUGUAAAACAAAAGGUUACGGCUGUUGCCUUCCUUGUGAGUGAAAAGUGGCUGUAAGAAAAGUGACUUGAGAACUUUUUUUCUGCCUUUUAAGGUCACUAAGUUUGAAAUGCUGUGUUUACUUUCCAAAUAUACCUACUUUGGGUGAUAAGUGUAGGCAGUGCAGUAGGGAGGUAGGGAAGCUUCUAUUUCGCAUAUGUCACAUUGAAAUUCUAAACAUUGGAGGAGCCUAGAGACUGUUACACGGGGUGUGUUAUUCAGCAUUAUGUCCUUCAGUACAGAGAACGCGUAGGCUUUGGAUUUACUCCGGUGUGCCUGGCGUUUUUCUAUGUGGCCCGCUGUGGUGUAGAGCUGCGUGGGGUGAGGCACCGGGUCUCAGGCCUCUUCUGACUUGUGCUCCCUUUUGAGAAUCAAAACGUUCCUCCUUUAACAGUGUUUAUAAUUUCAAAAGAUACCAGCUGUCAUGGCUACAUCAGAACAAUGGUCAUUUUGAGAGUACUUUAAAAAUCUGUACCCACCGCUGCCCUCUCCUCAUCCUGUCAUCCUGACGUUGGCAGCCCCACGCCGGGUCCCCCACCUCAGGCAUGCAUCUGUGGUCCUAGUAAGUCUGGUACCUGAUAUGCCAUGUGGGAAAGAGGCAAGAACGCAGUGACGUCAGCUUUCUGAGACACACAGAAUGAUGAUACCUCGUGAGACGACAGGGACACCGUCCCCUACUGCUUUUAUGGAGGAUGUGCGACUUUCAGCUCUGUCAUUUAGCUGACUUGUAAAAUGAUUAACAAGGAGCACUCUGCUAUUCACAAGUACACAAUCCUUUUAAUGUCCUCGCUUCUACCUGAUGUUUGUGCUGUUUCCGACCUCUCAGGUCAGCAGGUUGAGGGGGAGCUGUUAAUUAGCCGUGCAGCAGUCUCGUAGCCUUUCAGGAAUUUUGUCCAAAUAAAGACUUUUUUUGGCAGAGGACAGGGAUGUGGGGAGGGAGGCAGAACGUGGAGAGGUUAAUGCCGCUGCUACAGUUCUCCAGCUGACCAUCCUCUGGAACGCUCACCCGUGGGGAGCUAAGAUUCCAGUCCAGCAUGUCUAGGCCUGCCCCAGGCCGGCCCGCUAACGGAUAAACACCAGAGCUGGCUGCGGGGAAACCUCCCUCUCGUGGGGGAGUAACAGGGAAUUGGUCAAAGGCUUUAUUUUGAAGCAUCAGUUACCGCUCUGAAAAAGGCUUUUGAGGGCAGCCUGCAGGAGGCGCUAGAGAGGAUGGAUAGAUUCUAGUUUUAUCUACUAUAUAUAUAUAUAUAUAUAUAUAUAGUUUGGUUCUUGGGGAGUGGUCUGAACCUUCUUCCCCAGACAACUGUACUUAGGUACCAUGAUCUAGAAUACCAUUGUCCAACAGAAAUACGACAUGAGCCCUAUAUGUACUUUAAAAAUUUCAAAUAGCUCCUCCAAAAACAAAAGCUUGGUGACAUUAAUUUUAAUAAUUUAUUUAACACAAAAAAUCAAAAACAUUAUUUCAAUAUGUAAUCAACAUAAAAAUUAUUAAUGAGAUACUUUAUAUUCAUUUUUUCAUACUGAGUCUCCAAAAUCUGGUGUAUGGUUUAUACUUAAAAUACAUUUCAAUUCAGAUACGAGGUUUUCAUCAGACAUACUUAAUUUGUAUUUAGAUUUCAUACAGUUUACUGUGGAAAAAUAUACUCACAUACUCAAGUUGUUCGAAACAUCUUCAACAUUUUCUAAUAAUUGAAUUAAACACCCAUUUUUACAUUUAAUUAAAAUGAAAUAAAAUUAGAAAUUCAGUCCUGUAGUUGUUAUUUGCUACAUUUUAAGUGCCUAUGAGACACAUGUGGUUAGUGGCUUCUGUAUUGGACAGGACAGAUACAGAAAGAAUCCUUUAUCAAAUUCUAAUUAUUUUUUCUUCCAUAUGCUGUUCUUUAUCUAGAGAAACAAUUUCUCUCCAAAAUCCCCUUGAGGGGUGUAUUUAGAUCAGGUACACACAGGUAAUGUGGAUUUUAGCCUCCCUUAUCUGAAAUUCGAGGGAGCUUUUAUGAAGCUUUAAUUUUCUGGAUAUUUUUAGUUCUGUACUUUGCUGGUGUGUACUUAGCUCAGAGUUUUUAGAUUGCUGCUGUGCCAGUAUCAUCUAUGUCUAAUGGGACUUUUCCACGUGAAGGAACAGUCACUGGACAGUGCUGGGCAGAGAAACUGUAAAAGGUAGUCAGGACCCACUUUUCUCACCUAUCGGAUUGGUGACAGUAUCAUGGAGAAAUGGAAACUUUCCACUCUGGGUGGAUGUGUAUCAAAAUAAAAGCCAUGCCCACACUUUCACCCAACAAUUCCAUUUCUAAAAUGUAUCCCUCAGCAAUGCUUGAACGAGUGGACAGAUUUAUGCAAAAUGAUGCUUAUUCUAGUAGUGUUGCCAACGACACAGUGAAAACAGCCAGUGGGUUUAGUUCACUAAGUUUUGCCGCAUCCAUAUAGGGGAUUCCUUGCAGCUAUUAAAGACCCAGCUAGAUGCACUGACCGCCAGCUUUUCUUUUUUCUUUCUUUUCUUUUUUGGUUUCAAACAGAGCUAGGAUAUUUUGGGAGAGCUUGUUUGAAGGCAGUGAUUUGAAAUUAAAGCUAUUUCAUAAUUUUGCUCCUUUUCAGAGUUACGGAGAGGGUAAUUAAGUUUAAGCUUCAGCCCCUUCUGAGGGGUCCUUGCAAUGUGUUCACACAGUCGUAUGUUUUGCAAAUCCAGAAAAAGUAAGGUGGUCCCCCAAAUUAUAUAAGCUUCUAGCCCCACAAAACCUGCUAUCAAAUCCAACCCUUUUAAGUAAUCAGCAACCCAUGGGUUAGCUCAUUUAAAAAUCCGUGUGUUGAUGUAAGGAACAUCUAAACCUGUAUGGAAUUUCUAUGAGUUUAUUUUAGCCAAACUGACGACAUACGUCAGGGAGCAAGAUCUCAAAUGCUCCCGACAGCCAUCUUUUCAUUACAAGAAAACUGUACGACCUUUAUAUGGCAUCAUCCCAUUUGUGGAGAGACAUAUGCUUAUACAUGCAUUAACAUUUUCUAGGACAUGGAAGAAACUUAACAGUGGGGAACGGAAAGUGGGUGAUAGGGCAAAGGGAAUUCCACUUUUCACUGUAAAACUUUCUGAAUCGUUUGAAUGUUUUUUUUUAUAAUGAGCAUGUAUUGCUUUUAUAAUUAAAAAUUAGCAACCCAGUU
Molecule: messenger RNA, 6366 nt
Organism: Hipposideros armiger (great roundleaf bat)
Lineage: Eukaryota; Metazoa; Chordata; Mammalia; Chiroptera; Hipposideridae
Gene: MYLK3
Product: myosin light chain kinase 3
Exons: 13
Coding region: 726-3077 (783 amino acids)
Biological process (GO): positive regulation of apoptotic process; protein phosphorylation; intracellular signal transduction
Cellular component (GO): nucleus
Molecular function (GO): protein serine/threonine kinase activity; ATP binding
Source: RefSeq, a predicted model, not a curated record